AUGCCACUCUCACUCACUCACUCACUCACUUUUUUUUUUUUGAUCCGCCACUCACUCACUCAUUCACACUCUCUCUCUCUCUCUCUCUCUCUCUCUCUUCACUAAAACAAAGCAACCAAAACCAUGCAACAAAAAGUAGUCAUUAAAUUACCCCUAAACGCAAAAAAGUCUAGUUGCAAAGCCAUGCAAAUUGCAGUCGGUGUUCCAGGGGUAGCAUCGGCAGCUUGGGCAGGAGAGGACAAGAACCAAAUAGAGGUGACCGGAGACGGGAUUGACGCGGUGGCACUGACAAUGUUGUUGAGGAAAAACGUGGGAUUUGCCGAACUGGUGAGCGUGGCCCCGGUCUCGGAGGACAACAAAAGCAACGAGGUUGUUGCAGUGCAGAUUCCGUGGUAUUACAAUUACCCGUACGGAUAUGGAUCUGGCCACAUGUACGUGAUUAGGGACCAAAACCCGGCUAGUUGUUCCAUCUUGUGAAUUAAGAAAAAUCAUAUGGGAAAAAAAAAGAAUCACGUGAAUACUCUAUGCCUCUCUCAGGUCCGGACCUGAGAAUAGAGGGGUCUAAGAUGAACUUGUAGAAUGGGCCCUAUGUACUACUGUGAAAUUCAAAAUAAAAACUAAAUUAAAUAUGGUUUACGUUAA
Rhododendron vialii is the source of this 642-nucleotide messenger RNA. RefSeq names its product heavy metal-associated isoprenylated plant protein 46-like. Lineage: Eukaryota; Viridiplantae; Streptophyta; Magnoliopsida; Ericales; Ericaceae. Bases 124 to 477 code for a protein of 117 amino acids. The transcript has 3 exons. The record is from RefSeq and is a predicted model, not a curated record.